UCUUUCUCCUAACUUCCUUCUCUUCUCUCCCUCUUCCUCUUCCUUCCAUAAUCGACGUCGAAGCUCUUUCACUCACCAAGCAGAGUCUCAUUUAUCACUUAUACCUCCUGCGCCUCGCCAUACUAGGCACAUGACACACGACACACGACACACGACACUCUCGGCUUCGUUGCAUACGCAUAUCAGUGGCAUUGGGUAAGUCGCUCGUGUCGGUGAUAUUGAACCUGUGCUGUGCAUAGCAUAUAAAAACGGCGAUCCCAUUGCUCGGAACGACCUGCCAUUGAUUUGACAUUUGUCACCAAAAAUCUGAAUCCAGCGUAGUUUGACAGCUCAAGGCAUUUUUUGAUAAACAGAUCGUAGCCGACGACUCACCACGCAGAUCACCAUGCCGUUCUUCCUGAACCCGUUUGGGAAGCAUGACAUUGAGGACUACCUGGAAGUCUAUGUCCCGCUAGCCCUCAGUCCCCGCACUUCCGACAAGGAAAAGGAAAAGAAGACUGAUGGCGACGCGCCUGCGGACCGCGAGAGCGACCAGGAGAGCCACAUUGGCAGCCAUGGCGGCAGCAGCACCAUUGAGCAGCUGAGAGCCGAGAUCGACGCCGAGAUUGCGGCCAGCGGCACCGACUCGGCCUACGACCGCAAGUCAAAGGUCAUCAACCGCGCCAUCCAGGAUAUCGGCAUGGGCCGCUACCAGUGGAAGCUCUUCGUGCUAUGCGGUUUCGGCUGGUUGGCUGAUAACCUCUGGCUGCAGGGUGUCGCCCUGACGCUGACCUCGCUCUCGGCCGAGUUUGGCAUCUCUGACACUCAGGUCCGCUUCACCACGCUGGCGCUCUUCGCCGGAUUGUGUAUUGGUGCCGCCUUCUGGGGUGUGGCCUGCGACGCGAUCGGAAGACGACCAGCCUUCAACAUCACCCUCUUCAUGGCCGGUGUCUUCGGCCUUGCGGUUGGAGGCGCCCAGAACUGGAUCACCGUCUGCGGUCUCUAUGCUGCGCUCGGACUUGGCGUUGGCGGCAACCUCCCCGUCGACGGCGCCCUAUUCCUCGAGUUCCUGCCAUUUGCUAGGGGCAACCUCCUCACCAUGCUCAGCGUCUUCUGGCCCAUUGGCCAGCUGAUCGGAUCGCUUUUCGCCUGGGGCUUCAUCCCGAACUACUCUUGCGACCAAUUGUUGCCUGCCUGUAACAGCGUCGGCCCCGGCGAGGCGUGCUGUACCAAGAGCAUGAACAUGGGCUGGAGAUAUCUCAACUUCUCCAUGGGAGCCUUCACCUUUGCCAUGUUCAUCUGCCGCUUCUUCUUCUUCCACCUGUUUGAGUCGCCAAAGUUCCUGCUCAGCCGUGGCCGCCAACGCGAGGCCGUCGCCGUCGUCAGAGGCAUUGCCUACAAGAACAAGUCCAAGACGUGGAUCAGCGAGGAGGUUCUCGACGCUAUAGGAGGCAGCAUCGACGAGAUCCCAGACCAGAAGCUCUCCACCAUGGAGAUUGUCAAGCGCCAGGCUGAGAAGUUCUCCACCAAGCGCAUCGCGCCGCUCUUCGCCUACAAGCGCCUCGCUAUCAACACUGGUAUCCUGUGGUUCUGCUGGACGGCGAUAGGAAUGGGAUAUCCCCUGUUUAAUUCCUUCCUGACCCAGUAUCUCACGAGCGUCGACCCCAACGCCCCUCCCAACCCUACAGACAUUGUCUACCGCAACUACGCCAUCAUCUCGAUCUGCGGUGUCCCCGGUUCCAUCAUCGCCUGCUACACCGUCAACAUCAAGUACGUCGGCCGCAAGGGCACGAUGGCCAUCGCGACCCUCCUCACAGGCGUCUGCUUGUUCCUCUUCACCAUCAGCACCAACCCCGACUUCCAGCUCAUCUUCACCUGCAUCGAGUCCUUCUUCCAGAACAUCAUGUACGGUGUGCUGUAUGCGUACACGCCCGAGGUGUUCCCAGCGCCGAGUCGCGGGACAGGGUCGGGUAUCGCCAGUUUCCUGAACCGCAUCGCCGGAAUCUGCGCGCCCAUCGUCGCCAUCUACGCUGCGACUGACAACCCGAAGGCGCCGAUUUACGCAAGUGGUUGUCUCAUGUUUGCCGCGUUGGUCGCAAUGUUGGGGUUGCCCAUUGAGACGAGGGGGAAGCAGAGUUUAUGAUGUGUUGUGUUUUAGAUACCUUUUUGCUUUAACGUAAUAGAGUUUUUAUAUU
Messenger RNA from Pseudogymnoascus destructans, 2174 nucleotides. RefSeq lists its product as uncharacterized. Gene Ontology annotation, molecular function: transmembrane transporter activity. Gene Ontology annotation, biological process: transmembrane transport. The transcript has a single exon. Lineage: Eukaryota; Fungi; Ascomycota; Leotiomycetes; Thelebolales; Thelebolaceae. The record is from RefSeq and is a predicted model, not a curated record. The coding region runs from base 386 to 2122 and encodes 578 amino acids.